This is a messenger RNA of Vigna unguiculata (cowpea), 1249 nucleotides long. RefSeq names its product QWRF motif protein (DUF566) (gene QWRF7). NCBI's taxonomy places the organism in Eukaryota, Viridiplantae, Streptophyta, Magnoliopsida, Fabales, Fabaceae. Gene Ontology annotation, molecular function: microtubule binding. Gene Ontology annotation, cellular component: nuclear microtubule; cytoplasm. The record is from RefSeq and is a predicted model, not a curated record. Gene Ontology annotation, biological process: spindle assembly.
ACUAAUUCUUCAAUGGAGAAACCGUUCCACAGUUCUUCUUGCCGCAACCACCACCACACGGUGGUGCCACCAUCACCACGGCUGGUCCGAAGUCGAAGCGGCAAUGGCUCUGCCACCACAGCUAUGACUACUCCGGAGAGAAGUUCACGUAGGUUCAGCUCUAGUGAAAGAUUCACCAUCACUACUAUCCAACGUUCAAAGUCAACAUCAAGAACAAGAACACCCAACAACAAUGAAGGGAACAACAUCAUCAACCUAACGUUAACAACAUCCAUUCCCAACAAGCAAACAAGUACAAGGCUUCAAGACAAGAAAAAUAAAGAUGACACCUUUGCCAACAGUGUUGGAGCUUCAAAGAGGACUUCGUCUCCUUCUGCGUGGGCGCUUUCGCCAGGAAGAUGGUCAUUCGGAUCUCCGAUAUGGCCACAACCGAUGACGAAAGCGCCUCUUAGAAGUAGUAGUAGUAGUGUUGGUGGUAGUGUUAAUAAAGUUUUGAAGUACUUCAAGCAAAAGAAAGUGUCACCGAUGCAAGAGGAAGAGUACCAUCAGUUUAGGGUUUUGCAUAACAGACUUUUGCAAUGGAGGUUUAUCAAUGCUAGAUCUAACGUUGCCAUGGCUAAUGUCAAGAAUAUGACCGAGAUACAAUUGUUUGCUGUAUGUGUUGGAAUUGUGAAACUGAGAAAGAUAAGAACAGAAAAAAGAGUUGAAUUGCGAAAGGUGAAAAAUGUGAUGAAGCUUUAUAAAAUUCUGAAUGGACAACUCUAUCUUCUCAGUGAAUGGGCACAAUUAGAGAGAAGAAAUCAAGAAUCUGUUGCCAAAUUGACAAGAAAAUUGUUAGCAUUCUCCAACUUAAUCCCUUUAACCUACCUUAAGGUGGACACAGAAUCUAUCUCUGAUGCACUGAAUUCAGCCAUUGUAGUAAUAGAGAAUAUGAAACCAUUAAUCACAAAAUACCAGACAAAGCAGGUUGAAAGGAUUCUUUAUCAAAUUACAGAACUAACCACAACCCUAAAAGAGGAAGAAGAGUACUUAGAAGAACUUCUCACCCUUCUUCCAAUUAUUUCUACUUCAUUGGAGACUGAGAAAAGCAUUGGAGUGCAGCUUAUUCAAACAGUGACGGAGUCCAAUACCACAAAUUAUUUCCAUGGCAUUGCUUAAUGAGGUUUCACUACACAUAUUCAAGGACCAAUAUAUAUUUUCUUUUCCUUGUACUUUUAUUUUUAUUUUUCAUUUUAUGUAUUUACUUUUA